AUGGAGAAUCAGAGCGUGAGUGAUGAUGAAUUGUUGUACCCUGAUGAGCCUGAGGAGAUCAUUGCUCAAUCUUCAGAGGGAAAAGGCGAAGGGAGUGAUGUGGUUUUUGCAAGAGAGGGACCUCUGAUAGUCAUAGCUAGUACUGAGCCUAGCAAAUGCUUUGGUUGUAGUGAAAAGAAACUGAAAUGUCUUGAGAAGGUGAAUCUAGGGAAAGAGAAGAAGCUUAAUAGACAGGACAGAAUCGAGCUGGGACGUCUCUUCCAAAGUGCUAUUAGCUCACAGGACUGGGAGAUUUCCGAGAGACUGAUUCAGCUGGCUGAUCUACAGACUCUGAAUGAUUUGCUGUGUAUUAGUCUAGAUUCCAUUUGGUUCUUGAGAACAGAGCACGAGUUACGUGGAAUCACAGGGUUGAUUUCACAGAUCGUAUGUCACGGUGCUCAUGACUAUACUAGAGCUACGCUUAGGACUUCGUUUCUUGCUUCAUGUGUCUCAUCUUGCCAGAGCCGGACACUGAGUCUUGCUGAUACUGUAACUGUAAUGGCUCAAAGGUUGCAUGAGCGUCUCCAAGAGUGUAGUGGUGAUGAGGUUCUUAAAGCAGAAGCUAGUGCCAAAGUUCAAAAGUUUACUGAAUGGGCACUCAAAUGUAUAGGUUUUCACUCAAGAUGCCAAGGCCCUAGAGAUAAAGCUAACCAAGACUCAGCCGUUGAGAUCCAGCUCCAGCUUUCUGCUUUCAAGAUGUUCUUAGAUCUUGCAGGAAACCAUCUGUCAGGAAAGGAUUUCACAGAAGCCUUUGAUGCUGCUUGCUUCCCGCUUACGCUGUUCUCUACUUCGUUUAAUCCUGGAUGGGCUUCGGGAAUCUCAGCUACCAUCAUACAUGGAUUGCUGGGUAUGUUGGUGGAAGGAGGUGCAGAUAAUGUGAAUCAGUGCUUUCUUGAAGCUUCUCGUUUUGGAAGCACAGAGCUUGUGCGCAUCUUGUUGCAGAUUGCUCAAAGGAAUAGCUUAGACGUGGAUGUUGACUUAGCCUUGGGGUUUGCUUCACAUUAUAGUAAGAUUGAAACGAUGGACUGCCUUGUGGAAGAAGGUCAUGCCAUUGCUUUCUUAGGUCCCUUGAUGAGAGCCGCAGAGAGAGGCUGUGUGCAAGUUGUGGAAUGGUUUGUGAAAAGAGGCUGUCGUGAGAUGGAGCUAUGCUUGGCUCUCACAGCCGCCACUUCUAGCAGCCAGGUCAAGAUCGCUGCUUAUCUCCUUCCUCAUGUUCCAAGACCUGUCCUCACUGCGCUCAGCAUCGAAAUCCUCAAAGCAGCCGGUGAAAGAAGCGGUGGUUCACUCCACGGAGUAGAGUUUCUCUUAAAAUCAGAUUUCCUCAGUGAUCCUGUAGCCACUUAUUCGGUUGCAGACACCAUUGCAAAGUCAGAAGACGAGUCUGUUCCUUCAGAGCUGAAAUCGUUUCUCCAAGAACAUUGGUCAGAGGCUGCAUUCAACCAAGGAUUGAGAGAAAGCCGAGAGAACUUCAUGAAUUUCAUGAGGGUUUUGAAGCUUGGAGAGUCUGCUAUAUGCUUGAAGGAUCUUCCAGCACCAUUGAGAGUUGCAAUUGCUUACAUGCCGCUGUAUAGAGAGUGCGUGAAAGCGGGUGGGAGGUUGCUCUCGCAGAGGUUAAGAGGACAGCUCGUGGAAGCUGUGACGCUGCUUCAAGGCUUCGAUGUGGAGAUAGAAGAUGUAAACAAAGGUCAUCAUCAUAAGCUCAUGGCUGUUUUGGAGCAUCACCUACCUCUUUUUUUGGUCAAAGCUUCUUCACACUGA
This is a messenger RNA of Microthlaspi erraticum, 1797 nucleotides long. Lineage: Eukaryota; Viridiplantae; Streptophyta; Magnoliopsida; Brassicales; Brassicaceae. The record is from the annotation of a GenBank genome assembly.